Molecule: messenger RNA, 348 nt
Organism: Seminavis robusta
Lineage: Eukaryota; Bacillariophyta; Bacillariophyceae; Naviculales; Naviculaceae
Source: the annotation of a GenBank genome assembly
UCCGAUGAAGCCGAGGACGGGGCACCCCGGGGGGUUGGCUAUUUUAGAUGUGGUUUGAACUUGAGAUAUCCACAGUUCUCAAACGAAAUGAUUCUGGAAAAAGAUCUUAAAUUCUGGGAUUCAGUGUCUGGAGAGCUCUAUUCUUACACAGAUUGGCAUGCGGAAUCCAAUUUAAUGGCUCCCGCCAUUCCUGGAAAACUGCUUGUUUGGAAGGUUGGCAUCUUCACAUACAACUACGAACCUAUCUUCGAUGACAUCCUCGAGUGUUGGUUCAGUCGAUCCAACGAAAGGGACCCAGCUGCACCUUUGGAAGAUGCCGAGGAGGACUUUGAAGAUAGUAAUGCCUAG